This is a messenger RNA of Mesorhabditis belari, 519 nucleotides long. The record is from the annotation of a GenBank genome assembly. Lineage: Eukaryota; Metazoa; Nematoda; Chromadorea; Rhabditida; Rhabditidae.
AUGAGACGAGUACUUUUCAUAUCUCUAUUAUCAAUCGUUGCGCUGGCCGACAAUGAGCAAUUCGAAUUUGAUCAACCUGCAGAUUGUGGCUCAUCUGGAAACAAUUGGAAGCCUUGCAUAGAACGUAAAUUGGCCGAUCAAGUUUUUGCGACUUGCUGUGAACGAUUUGUGCCCCCAGAGUGCAGAGGAGCGUGUGUCUAUGAGACAAAUGCUAUUGAAGCGCGUGUUGUGUUGAUGCACACGAUUCAACCAUCAAGAUGCCGACUCUACAAGUAUCUCCCAUCCAUUGUGCAUUGUGCGGCUCAAACACAUGAUAACUCUGAAUGCUGUCGAGCGAAGGGAAUUCACACACUUGGAGAGCAAUGCAUGCAACUUUGCGUUCCGCAGAAAAAUCCGCGUGCCCUUUGGGGAAUGAAGAGUUUACGGAAAGAUUUGGUGACAUGUCUCGCGAAAUGGGAUCAAGUUUUGCAAUGUCACCAGAGCGGUCUCCGAGCUCGCAAAGUGCCUCGACCCACCUCA